AUGGGACAGCGGGCGAGCACACAGCGGAUUUUUGGCUACUUUGACCAACCCGACACAACCACUUCCCCUCAGGGCACUUUACAGGACCGCGUAUUAGCCCUGCCUGAUUACUAUGGUCUCCUGUCAACAACCAAUCUCGCUCACGAUCUCGCCUACAUUGACGCCACCUACUAUUGUGAUGCUAAUAGCACCAACAAAGCUUCAGCAAAGGAACAAAAAAAGGCGGGCCGUCGCCAUGAUACCCGAAAAUCUGACACCGAUAAGCUGACCUUUGGCGAUAUCGAACACCUUGUUCAAGAGCGCAAACUACGACUUCAUUCUCGAGCAUUAGUUGGCCUUGAUAAUGAUAUCCUAUACCUGAGAACCGUUACCAAACUUGAUCUAUCCAGAAACCAAUUGACACAUCUACCUGAUGCAUUUGGAUCGCUCACACAAUUGACACACAUCAUCCUCUCGCAUAAUCGUAUCAACCAUCUCCCUCAUUCCAUACAUGGCCUUGUGGAGUUAACAGAGUUGGACGUUUCUCAUAAUCCCAUCUCCGCCUUGACACCUUACAUUGGCCAUUUGAAGAAAUUACGAGUGCUCGACCUUAGCAGUAAUCGUCAUCUUGUUGAGCUUCCUAUCGAAAUCGGUGGUCUUGUUUCAUUAUCGACAUUGUAUUUGCACAAGUGUCCACUGAUUCAGCAUGUGCCUGCAGAGUUAUUACGUCUCCCCAAUUUACGCCGAAUACGAAUCGAUCCUCCAACUCAGUUGAUGCAUGAUUCACGGCACAAUCCACCCAGCCUCCUCGAACUUUGUGCACGUCAAGCAUACGCCUCCACUCGAACGAAAAAUGAUUCAGAUCUUCAAUGGAUCAUUGACAAUCGAUUAAACGAGAGACCCAAACCAUGUUCAGCAUGCGGUCAACCUUACUUUACAACCUACGUAUCACGUUUACGAUUGGAAGAACGUCCCGAUGGAACAAUGGUUUUGUAUCAAUAUCGGCUAUGCUCGGAUCAUUGGGCACCGAAUGACGACCAAGACAGGAGGCUAUAUAUGUUUAGCGCCUCGUUACCAAGAGAACACAACGUACUGCAAUUCCUACCUCUUCCUAGCAGCGCACAUCCAAAUAGUAGCAGCAAUAACACUUCCACCGGCAACAACAACACCAUAUCAUCCAAAGCCAAUAGCGCUUCAUCGAGUACCACCAUCCCAACACAAAUCAUGCAACAAAAUGACAAUUCAGUCGUGGAUGCAAACAAGGCUGUAUGGAAGCAAUGGCUUAGAUCAGCUCGGAGCCAACCUGUAGUAUAA
This is a messenger RNA of Lichtheimia ornata, 1293 nucleotides long. RefSeq lists its product as uncharacterized. The transcript is spliced from 2 exons. NCBI's taxonomy places the organism in Eukaryota, Fungi, Mucoromycota, Mucoromycetes, Mucorales, Lichtheimiaceae. Gene Ontology annotation, molecular function: protein binding. Bases 1 to 1293 code for a protein of 430 amino acids. The record is from RefSeq and is a predicted model, not a curated record.